Messenger RNA from Lucilia sericata (common green bottle fly), 1206 nucleotides. RefSeq names its product tRNA-specific adenosine deaminase 2. The record is from RefSeq and is a predicted model, not a curated record. Bases 125 to 610 code for a protein of 161 amino acids. Gene Ontology annotation, molecular function: tRNA-specific adenosine-34 deaminase activity. Gene Ontology annotation, biological process: tRNA wobble adenosine to inosine editing. Lineage: Eukaryota; Metazoa; Arthropoda; Insecta; Diptera; Calliphoridae. The transcript has 2 exons. Gene Ontology annotation, cellular component: nucleus; cytoplasm.
GUAAACAUUUAAUUAAAAUUCAGAUUAGAAACACAUUAAUGGAUUAUGCCAGUCUUUUAGUAAAUGAGCUAUAUGUAGUUGUUAACUUCUUUGCGAGUUUAGCAGUUUUUCAAUUUUCGAGAACAUGGCACUAGACGAUUUUAUGGAGGAUGCAUUUGCAGAAGCACGUCUAGCGCUGUCCGCCGGUGAGGUACCCGUGGGUUGUGUUUUCAUUUACAAUGGUACAAUUAUAGCACGUGGUGGUAAUCAAGUUAAUGCCACAAAAAACGCCACACGUCAUGCUGAAUUCAUCUGCAUCGAUCAGGUUCUGAAAUAUUGCUCAACAAAUAAUUUAGAUUAUUCCAAAGUUUUUCCACAUAUUUCCGUAGUUGUUACAGUGGAGCCAUGUAUAAUGUGCUCCGCUGCUUUGCAUGAUCUAAGGGUGAAGGAAAUUAUUUAUGGUUGUGCCAAUGACCGUUUCGGCGGCAAGACAGUUGUUAACGUGCCACAAGUCGUGGGUCACUGUUUGAAUAUAAAAGGCGGUUUGAGAGCUGACGAGGCUAUGGAAUUGCUGAAAGAUUUCUAUAAGGGUGAAAAUCCCUCAGCACCAUUGGCGAAAAGUAAACGAUAAUUUAGUUCUACAUACAUAUAAAAAUUUAUUUUUGUCCAGGAACUAAACUAUACUUUUCUAACACACCUUCUAUUAAACUUUUUUGAUUUUCCUAAUUAAUUAAAGAAUUUUAUUUGUAAAAUUUAUUGGAAUUACUGUUUGAUAAAAUUUUAUCAAUCUUAAGAUUAUAUUCCAAAGCCGAAAUAUUCAUAAUAUUUUCACAGGGAUUACUAUUGAUUUGGGGUUGGUUCCAUGAAAAACGUUAAGAAUCCUUAGGAAAAUAGUCCACAUAAUAAAGGCAGAACCUUAGAUUGAUCCUUUAACGGAUUCUUAUCUCCAUAUCCAGGAAGUCUUAGGGUGUGAACCACACUAAACUAUCAAAAUGCAUGACGGUGGCCAUAAGCAAAAGGCUUAUAUAACCACCUAGGGACUUGAGAAGCACGGUAUUAAAUGUUUGGAUUGGCCCCAACAAUUAUCAAGACGGAACCGAACCGAAAAUUUUUAGAAUAUGCCAAAAUUUAACAUAAUAUGUGCCACAUAAUCUGGAAAAGCUUAAGAAGACAUUUGAAUAUACAUUUGAAAAAUAGGUUUAAUUUCUAACUGCCUUUUUGUUUGAG